Scomber scombrus (Atlantic mackerel) is the source of this 868-nucleotide messenger RNA. Its product is annotated as troponin I, slow skeletal muscle-like. Gene Ontology annotation, biological process: muscle contraction. NCBI's taxonomy places the organism in Eukaryota, Metazoa, Chordata, Actinopteri, Scombriformes, Scombridae. The transcript has 6 exons. Gene Ontology annotation, cellular component: troponin complex. Bases 18 to 587 code for a protein of 189 amino acids. The record is from RefSeq and is a predicted model, not a curated record.
CUGACAGACCCAGCGAGAUGAAUCCCAAGGGGGAAAAGCCGAAGUCGAAGAUUUCGGCUUCUCGCAAGCUCUCCCUCAAAAUGCUCCUCCUCACAAGAGCCUGUGAGGAUUUGGAGAGGGAGAUACAGGAUAGGGAGGAAGAGAAAGUGCGCUAUCUAGGAGAGAAGUUGCCCCCUCUGCAAAUGUCUGGAUUGUCAAUGGUCGAUCUACAAGGUCUUUGCAAGCAGCUUCAUACAAAAAUUGAUGUUGUGGAUGAGGAGAGAUAUGACUGCGAAUCCAAAGUGAACAAACACAACAAAGAUAUCCAUGAGCUGAAGCUGAAGGUACAGGACCUUGGAGGCAAGUUCAAAAAACCUGCCCUUAGAAAGGUGAGGGUGUCAGCAGAUGAGAUGAUGAGAGCUCUCCUGGGCUCCAAACACAAGGGCUCGAUGGACCUCAGAGCCAACCUGAAGUCUGUGAAGAAGGAGGAUUCCAAACAGGACAAGGUGCUUACCAGUGAAGUGGGUGACUGGCGUAAGAAUGUGGAGGCCAUGUCAGGCAUGGAGGGCCGUAAGAAGAUGUUCGAUACAGCUGGUGGUGGACAGUGAGACAGUCAUUGAGGAUGAGAGUAAUCAACUAAAAGCAGGGAAAAUGAAGUUGUCUAAUUGGCUAAUUGACUUGAAUGUAUGUAUGUAUAACCCCCAGUACAUCAGCCUUGCCUCCAUUUGCAUGACGGCCAUUUUCUGUGCAAUGACUCACAACACUUAAAGAAUAGUGUAGGAUGAGUAGAGACUCGUUUUUUUUAUAACCAAAGAUCAAUAUUUUGUUUUGUUAUAUCAUUCAAUCUGUAGUAUUAGUGGAAAUGAAUAAAGAGAUGGUUUCAGUCUUU